GAGUGAGAAGAGAAGACUACAACAGAUCAUCUUCAUCAGCUUAUAGAGGUAUUGAUGAGAUGAAUUGAGAUUUGUGGUUGUGACUUUUGAAUGAAGUGAAAUGUCAGUGUGUGUUGAGGUCACUGAUGAUGCGUGCGUGUGUGUUUAUUCCAGUUUCAGCACAACAACAAACCAAAAGAAAAACUCUCUCUCUCUCUCUGUGUGUGUGUGUGUGUGUGUGUAGCACACCAGUGAGGUUGACAGCAUCAGUGAGGGAUUCCCCACAUCAUCCGUGAGUACAGUAUAAAGCCAUCACACUCUUGCUAGAACACACACUCUGACCUGACGACACACACCAUGAAGAUCUGCGCUGUGUUGUGUGUAGUUGUGGCUCUUGCGCUGGGUUCUCCGGUUCCUCUGAACACACACUCGUGUCGGUGCGCCAGCUCUGCCAGAUCUCUGCUCUCCAGCCUCACACACAUCAUGGAGAAGGAGGGGAAGAUGGAGCAUCAGGAUCUGUUUGCUGGGUUUAACUGCACUGAUCUGGAGGCUCAGAUGAUUCCUCACACUCAGACCGGCUCUGUCUGUCAGCCCAGCGCCUCGGAUGAUGCCAUGUCCUGCUCCAGCCAGAGGACCUCCUCUUUCAACGAGGAGGAGUGUUUGAGGAACAUCAGAGGAGAUCUGCACUAUUAUAAGCUCCUGCUGAACUCCUACAAGCCCACAGCGAGUGAUCUGAGUCCGGUCCAGACGGCCACCACUGACCUCGAGGAGUGCUUGACAGCAGACAGAGCUGCCGCUGCUGGAGAGCUUCCUCAGUGGCGCGUGUGGAGCGAGCCGUCCUUCGAUGACCGCGUGACCCUGUGUAAAACACUGAAGGGCUUCCACGUGCGGGCCAUCACCAUGAACAGAGCGCUCGCAUACAUCGGCUCUGGAGACCACAGGAAGUGAUGUC
Molecule: messenger RNA, 931 nt
Organism: Rhinichthys klamathensis goyatoka
Lineage: Eukaryota; Metazoa; Chordata; Actinopteri; Cypriniformes; Leuciscidae
Gene: il12a
Product: interleukin 12a
Exons: 7
Coding region: 337-927 (196 amino acids)
Source: RefSeq, a predicted model, not a curated record